GUACGAUGCAGUCGGGCCCUUUACUGGGUGGUCCUCGCAUCGUCGCUGUUUGCAUUAUUGCACGUUGUUGACUCCGAAACCUUCCCGCCGGCGGCUCGAAGAUUCAACGACGAUGUCAACGAGCUCAUGGAAGGGAUAUUGGGAGACAAGUACGAGCACGAUCUAGAUGAAGAGGACCAUGGACGAGCACCAGACUACCCGUUGGAGGACGAUCAUGGGCUCGGGAGGCAGGGCGUGCAUGUCAUGGAUGAGGAAGAAGAGGAACACUGGAGGGAAAUGGAGAAAGGGUUCUUUGACGAGGCAGACCUGAACAAGGACGGCGAGUUGGACCUGCGGGAGUAUGCAAAGGCCUUGUUCAAGGAUUCGCACGUGAGGACGACAAAACCCGGGGCGGGGAAUGAUACAGGAAGCUCGGUGGGAAACGUGGAGGAAGUGGAGAAGCAGCAGAUGGAGACCAUGAAGAAGCAGUUUCACGAGGAUGAUGGAGACGGCAACUCCAGGAUCAGCUUCGAGGAGUGGUUGCAUGCUAUGUACCACAACAUCCCGCAGGAGCCAGACUAUGAGGACGGCCACGACUUCCACAGUUUUGUCGGAAACCUCACAGAGACGGAGAUGAACGAGGCAAAGGACGAAGCCCGGAAGGACUUCGAUCUCAUGGACUCCAACAAGGACGGGCAAGUCUCGUACGAGGAGUUGACAAACCACGUCGCACAGCACAACUCUGAGAGCUCAGAGCAGGAUAUGUCACCGGAAGAGACCAAACAGAUGAUCGACGAGAUCUUUGCCGACCUUGAUCAUGACAACAGCUCGCACGUCUCCUUCGACGAAUUCUUCCAGAUGCAUCUGCGUGACUUGCAUGAGGAUGUUCACGAGGGAUACUUCCAUCACAACCAUCUCCACGGCGAUCCAGAGGGGAUGUACCAUGACGACUACAUGCCCGAAGGAGAAGACUUUCAUCAUGGCGGGCCCCCGCACCUCGACGACUCUCUUGACGACGAGCACGACGAAAGCCAUGAUGUGGGGUUGGACAGUAUGCACCUGUACGAAUAGGUUGACUUUUAAGAAAAUGUUUUCAUGUCUUGC
Messenger RNA from Guillardia theta CCMP2712, 1083 nucleotides. RefSeq lists its product as hypothetical. The record is from RefSeq and is a predicted model, not a curated record. The transcript has 8 exons. Gene Ontology annotation, molecular function: calcium ion binding. The coding region runs from base 127 to 1050 and encodes 307 amino acids. Lineage: Eukaryota; Cryptophyceae; Pyrenomonadales; Geminigeraceae.